AUGUACGGUCUGUGCGGCUGCUGCUGGGCGCUGAGGCCUCGAUACAAGCGGCUGGUCGACAACAUCUUCCCAGAAGACCCCGAGGAUGGGCUGGUGAAAGCCAACAUGGAGAAGCUGACCUUCUUCGCUCUGUCGGCGCCGGAGAAACUCGACCGAAUCGCUGCGUACCUGUCGGAGCGUCUGACCAGAGACCUGAACCGCCACCGCUACGGAUAUGUUUGCAUAGCGAUGGAGGCGCUGGAGCAGCUGCUGUUGGCUUGUCACUGCCAAAGCAUCAACCUGCUGGUGGAAAGUUUCCUCAGUACGCUGCGACUGCUGCUGGAGGCCGACAAGCCACAUCUCCACAUCCUCGCCACCAACUCGUUUGUGAAGUUUGCAAACAUCGAGGAGGACACGCCGUCGUAUCAUCGCAGCUACGACUUCUUUGUGUCUCGCUUCAGUGAGAUGUGCCACUCUGAACAUGACGACCCCGACACCCAGAACAAGAUCCGUGUGUCAGGGAUCCGUGGCCUGCAGGGCGUUGUCAGGAAGACGGUGGAUAAUGAGCUGCAGGUCAAUAUUUGGGAACCUCGUCACAUGGAGCAGAUUGUCCCUGCCCUGCUGGUCAAUCUGCAGCAGCACACGUCAAACAACAGUGGGUCUCCAGCGGAGCAGACGGAGGUUUGUUUCAGGGAGCUGCUGGGCCGAGCUGCUUACGGACACAUUAACAACGCCAUCAGACCGGUGCUCAUGCACCUCGACAGUCACAGUCUUUGGGAAGGACGAGGAUUUGCUGUUCAGUGUUUUCAGAUCAUCAUGUACUCGAUUCAGUCGCAGCACUCUCACCUGGUCAUCCAGCAGCUUCUGGGUCACCUGGAUGCCAACAGCAGGAGUCCGGCUUCCGUCCGGGCGGGAAUUGUGGAGGUUCUGUCUGAGGCUGCUGUUAUCGAAGCUACUGGAUCCGUAGGUCCCACAGUGCUGGAAGUGUUCAACACGUUGCUGCGGCAGCUGCGGCAAAGCGUCGACUACCAGCUGACUGGUUACUAUGACAACGCCGGGAAGCGCAAAACCACCUCUAGCGAAGAGAAAACGCUGCAGGACGCCGUCAUCAAAACCAUCGGAUCCUUCGCCAACACACUUCCUGUCUACCAGCGGUCCGAGGUCAUGCUGUUCAUCAUGGGGAAGAUCCCCGUCCCCGGUAUCUACCCCGCCCUGGGGUCGCCCAACGCCGGGUUCGAAGGCAGCAGGAUGAUCCAGGUGAUGCUGCUCAAGUCCCUCCUCCAGGUGUCGGAGCGGUAUGAAAGCAGCAACCUGCUGACGGCGCUGCCUUCGUCCUUCCUGGAGCCUCUGCUGUCCUUCACCCUGAUGGAGGACCCGGAGAUCCGGCUGCUGGUUCUGUCCAUCCUCACAUCGCUCAUUGACCGGCGCCACAACGCCGCCAGGCUCAGCGCCAUCACUGCCAGUGCUGCGUUCGACGUUUCCUCGUUGGAGCUGAAGGAGGACAGAAGUUCUCGACAGGACAACCUGUUCAUGAGGAAGCACGCCCAGCGCCUCUACAGACACGUGUUCUUGGCCUGUAAGGAGGAGAGCAGCGGUCGCAGCCACUACCAGCAGCUCUUCGUCCUAUUGGCUGUUCUCACUGUGGAACUGGCCAAUGAGGAGGUGCUGGUGGACCUGAUCCGGCUGGUUCUGGCUCUGCAGGACCUGGCCUCGUCCAAUCAGGAGCCUCUGACGCCGUCGAACCGCUGUGGCAUUCACGCCGUCUGCGGCGCCGCCCUCCAUGUGAUGUCACAGCUCGGGCCGCCGCCGCCGCUGCAGCAACAUGUUGCUCAGGUUAUAGACAGUCGACGGAGAGACGCCCCACAGCUGCUGCCCGAAAACAUCUUCUGUGACACAGACAGCUUCAAACCGCCGGACGAUGAGCUGAAGGUGGACGAAGAGCUGUUGUUCGUCCAGUCGAAGAUCUGCGAGGCUCUGACGGCGAGCAGCUACAGCGCUCACUGUGAACGCUUCAGCUCGCCGUACACACCUCAGCUGACAGACGAAGACCGUCUGGCGAAGAGGAAGAGCAUCGGAGACGUCAUCUCUCUGCAGAUGGAGAUGGAUCCUCAGAGUCCGGAGACGCCUCAGAAGCCUCAGACCGAGCAGAUCACCUUUGAGACGCUGAAGAACGCCAUCGAGGAUCGAGGGUUCGUGGAGGAGGAGGAGAGGAGGAAGAGGCUGGAGGUGGUGGAGAGGUUCCAGACGGCGCCGUUCGAGGAGAUCGCUGCUCACUGUGGAUCCAGGGCGUCGCUGCUUCAGUCCAAACUGGACCAGGUGUUCGAUCUGAUCAUCCGUCCUCCUCCGUCUCCGUCCGGACAGUCGCCGCCUCGCUCCACGCCGCUCUACGAGAUGAAGUUUCCCGACCUCUGUGUUUAUUAG
Stegastes partitus (bicolor damselfish) is the source of this 2400-nucleotide messenger RNA. Its product is annotated as protein EFR3 homolog B-like. Gene Ontology annotation, biological process: protein localization to plasma membrane. The record is from RefSeq and is a predicted model, not a curated record. The transcript is spliced from 21 exons. Bases 1 to 2400 code for a protein of 799 amino acids. NCBI's taxonomy places the organism in Eukaryota, Metazoa, Chordata, Actinopteri, Pomacentridae. Gene Ontology annotation, cellular component: plasma membrane.